UUUCAGUCAGUAAAUGUCGUCGAAAUACGACGAUGAUCGAGAACAAAAGCGUCGAGCGCUGAAAGACGGUGAAUGGGCGUGUGUCGACUCGAAAUGUGCCAAAGUAAACGAAGAAUCACUUCUUGUAUGUGAUGAAUAUGGAAAACCGAAACCGCGCGCGAAAAGCAAAAUUGGCAAGGAGCUGGGCAAGGAGCAGGCGGAAAAAUCGAAAGGACUAUUUGCAGCUGAAGAUUGGGUUUGUUCAAAGUGCGGAAACGUUAACUGGGCUCGCCGACGGACGUGUAACGUGUGUAAUGCUCCAAAAUUGGCGGAUUUGGAGCGUAGAACAGGCUAUGGAGGUGGAUAUAAUGAUCGGCAGAACGUUGAAUACGUAAAACGCGAUUAUGAUGAGGAAUUCGACGAGUUUGGGCGGAAAAAGAAGAAAAAGGGAUCAAUUUCGAGAUAUGGAGGAAGGAGAAGCUUCGGAUGAUGAAGAAAUUGCUGUAAAAGAUGAUUUGAAAAAACGGACUCCACGUGGAGAAGAUGAAGCCGACGAAGACGAUGAAGCCGAUGAAGAUGAAGAUGAGGAUGGAGAAGAUCUUGGAAAAUAUAAUUUCGAUUUUGAUUCCGAUCCGGAAUUAGUGGAAAAAGUCGAGAAUUUGAAGAGCAAAAUUGUGGCGGUGGCGGCAGCUGGCUCGGAAGCCUGUGAUGACAGCGAAUGCUCAUGCUCAUGCUCGGGCGGUGAAUGCUCUUGCCCAGAAAGUGAAGAUGAAAAGGAAAAAGAUCGUCGAAAAAUGCACAAAACAUCACGAGAAAGGGAUCGUGAAAGCCAUCGGAAACGGAGCAACUCACCGAGAGAUCGUGAUAGAAAGAGAGGAAAAAGAAGUCGGAGUAGAAGCCGAGAAAGAAGUUAUCGGGAUGAUCGGAGAGAUCGCAAGAGAUCUCGUUCUCGCGAACGCCGCCGUUCCCCGCCACGUGGCACCACCAGUGAUAGACGCCGAGACGACGAGAGACGCAGAGAAAAAGAGCGACGAAGAAGCCGAUCGAGAGACAGAUUUCGACGAUAAAAACGCUAAAUUUCGCCGUUUUUUCGCCAUUUUUUCACAAUUUUAUUGAUUUUUUCGCUCUAAAACCACCAGUUUUUCCGUUAAAAAUUGCUAGUUUUUACCCAAUUUUUCCAUUAUUUUAUUGAUUUUUUGCUUGAAAAUUCUCCGUUUUUAACCGUUUUUUUUCCACUAUUUUAUUAAUUUUUGUUGCUCAAAAUCCCGAUUUUUUCUCCGUUUUCUCUUGAAAAAUCAUCUCAAAAUAUCGAAUUUCUCACGGUUUUUAUCAUAUUUUUGUGAAAAAUUUUUGAAUUUUCUCUGUAAUU
Caenorhabditis elegans is the source of this 1348-nucleotide messenger RNA. RefSeq names its product Zinc finger Ran-binding domain-containing protein 2 (gene Y25C1A.8). Bases 387 to 1046 code for a protein of 219 amino acids. Lineage: Eukaryota; Metazoa; Nematoda; Chromadorea; Rhabditida; Rhabditidae. The transcript has 6 exons. Gene Ontology annotation, biological process: RNA processing. The record is from RefSeq and is marked reviewed. Gene Ontology annotation, cellular component: nucleus.